Lactuca virosa is the source of this 788-nucleotide messenger RNA. NCBI's taxonomy places the organism in Eukaryota, Viridiplantae, Streptophyta, Magnoliopsida, Asterales, Asteraceae. The record is from the annotation of a GenBank genome assembly.
AGGUUUUCAAUUAUUUUAUUUUUCGGUCCCGCCGUUCAAAAAAAAAGUGAAAGGAACAGAGCCCUCGUCUUUUCAUCUCACCGCCAAACUGCCACUCGAUCCUUCCUCCUCCCUACGACCGUCGCACCACCAUCUCUUCUCCUCUAGACAAUCACUAAACCGUCAUCUCUCCUCAUCCCGACGACCACUGGAGCACCGCCUCCUCCCCCUUUUUAACCAAACAGAAAGGAUUUCAUUUUUUUUUUUUUUUGGAUAUCAGUUCGGGAAUUCGGGAUGUAUGAUCGAUUAUUGGAAUUCGCUCGAAUUUGUGAGGCAAAAAGGAUAUAUGUACCGCAUAUCAUAUCAGAUGUAUGGCAGAUCGGAUCGGAGAUAGGGAUCAAACGACGAAAGGAGGCAAAUCAAGCCAUGCUACGAGGAAAGUUGAUACAAAGUUGGCUGUAAAGAAAACUGCAGCCAAGGGGAAGCUGCUAAGGAUCCCAAUAAACCUAAGGGACCUGCUAGCACUUAACUUUAGAAAGCAGUUCAAAGAAGAUAACUCUGAACACAACUCUGUUGUUGCUGUUGGUAAGCUGGUGUGGCAAAAUGGAAGUCAAUGGCAGGACACAACACCUUUUAUAGCUAAAGCUGACAAAAGGAAGAAGAAAUAUGAAAAGAGCUUGGAAUUCUACAACAAAAAACUUGUGAAAUCUUUGUUGCAGGUGAUAAUGAUGAUAAUGAUUCAGACAAAUCUAGUACCAUAUAGUCCCUUCCCCAACAUUAACAAUAGAUUGUACUAUGUUCUGAUUUGA